Molecule: messenger RNA, 2713 nt
Organism: Daphnia pulex (common water flea)
Lineage: Eukaryota; Metazoa; Arthropoda; Branchiopoda; Diplostraca; Daphniidae
Product: importin subunit alpha-5-like
Exons: 8
Coding region: 264-2294 (676 amino acids)
Biological process (GO): NLS-bearing protein import into nucleus
Cellular component (GO): nucleus
Molecular function (GO): nuclear import signal receptor activity; protein binding
Source: RefSeq, a predicted model, not a curated record
AGACAGAUGAAAGUUGUUCAGUGUUCACUAUCCCAAUCCAAUGGGUGUGGCUACACACUUGAGAUAAGGUCCCAGGUUCGUUAACACAGUUUCAGUAGAUGGCCGCUGUUGGCGCUGAACAAUUAGGUUGAAAUCGAAUACUGGCAACUUUCGGCAGUUUUGAGUUUUGAGUUUUCAUCUUUUCAGUCUCAGCAGCAUGGUCUCAGUCGUGGGUUUCACUGUUCCCAUGUGUUUGUCACUUCCGUGAUUCAAGAGAAUUGGACAUGUUGGAGGAGGAGGACAUCAAUCAUAAUUGUAAUUGCAGAGGUUAUGAGGUGAACACGGAGUUGCAGAAAGCCAAGAAAAAAGAUUACUUGCUGAAGCGACACAAUCUUGAAAUCGAUGAUGAGCCCCUCAGCCCUUUUCAAGAACAAAAUUGUAACAUGAGCAUUGAGGACGUAGUUAAUGGUAUCAACAGUGGUGAAGAAAGCAAGGAAAUGACUGCAACCCAUGCUGCAAGUAAAAUCCUCACCAGGGAAUGUGAGCCGCCCAUUGACAUCCUCAUCAAUGCCAAUGUUGUUCCGAGGCUGGUAGAAUUCCUUAGUCGUGUCAACAACCAUCAUCUUCAGUUAGAGUCAGCAAGGGCUCUCACCAACAUUGUGUCAGGAACAUCUGAUCAGACCAAAGCUGUUGUCAACGCUGGGGCUGUUGCUGGUUUUGUGUCUUUGUUGGGUUCAUCUCAUCCAGUUGUGGCCUUACAAGCUGUCCGUGCUCUCGGCAUUAUUGCUAUAGAUGGACCAGAGCUAAAAAAACAUAUUACGGACCAAGGCGCUCUUAAUCCCUUAAUCAACUUGAUUAAAUUGGACACUUCAUCAACUACAUUAUUGCGCAGUGUAGCUUGGACUUUGUCCAACUUGUGUCGUAACGAGGGCAGUCCACUCAGUAUCUAUACAGUUCGACAGCUUCUUCCCGCCCUGGCCCACCUUCUCAACACCAACGACAAGGAUAUUCUCGCCGCCGCUUCCAUGGCUCUGUCGAAUCUCACUUGCGUCCUUUGUUGUUGUUACAAAAAAAUCCAAGAUGCUGUCGACGCCGGAGUCGUCCCUUGGCUCGUGGCUUUGAUGGGUCACCAUGAAGAGGCCGUUAUCACUCAAAGUCUGAGGAUAAUAAACAACAUUUUUGUCAUGUACCACGGCAAUUCUGGUCUGACCAAAGCAUUUUUAAGUUCGUCUUCUGGGCUAAUUGCUGUGUUGGGUUCACCUCAUUCAGCUGUGGCUGAAGUAGCUUUCCUGGUUCUCGGAUUUAUUGCAUAUGACGAGCCAGAGCUAAGAGAUUUGGUUAUUGAGCAAGGAAUUCUUAAGCCAUUGCUCAACUUAAUUAAACUCGACACUCCAGUUGAAGUUUUGCGCAGCGUAACUUGGACUUUUUGGAACAUAUGUUAUAAUCCUCCCAGUAUCCCUGUAGUGCGACAGCUUCUUCCCGCCCUGGCCCACCUUAUCCAAAUCGACGACGAGGAGAUUCUCACCGCCGCUUGCCAGACUCUGUCUUUCCUGACUUACUCCGACGAACAAAUCCAAGAAGUUGUCGACGCCGGAGUCGUCCCUCGGCUCGUCACUUUGUUGGACCACAGUGAAGUGAUCGUCAUUCAACCCGCUCUGAAUACAAUACGUGACAUCCUUAGCAGCAGAAAUAUUGAAACCGAUUCCGUCCUUGCUGCUGGUGCCUAUCCGUUGCUGGCCAAAUUGCUUGUCCAUUCUGAUUUGGACAUCGUCGAAAAGGCUGCCCGUAUCGUGUCUUACAUUGCUGCAGGCAAUGCCACCCAGAUUCAAGCUCUCAUUACCAACAACGUUAUUCGUCCGUUAGUGGACGUGCUGGGCAAUGGCGACUUCAAAUGCCAAAAGGCAGCAGCUUUGGCCAUUACCAACAUCACUAUGGGUGGCAAUGUCGAGCAGAUCGCCUUAUUGUGUCAGUUUGGUGCCGUUGCUCCGCUGUGCACUUUGCUGGAGACCAAGAAACCCAAGACUAUCGUGGUCGUAUUGGAUUGCUUAGCUAAUAUUUUGGCGGCUGCCAAGAAAAUGGGCGAGCUGGAGAAAGUUUCUCUUGACGUAAGAGUGUGUGGUGGCUUGGAUUUAAUCGAAGUUCUGGUUAUCCACAACAAUGUUGAUAUUUCUCACAAGUCGCUGGCUGUUCUGAAGCAGUAUUUCUCCACUGACAGGGAUGAAGAUUCUGAGUUGGCGCCAUCGAUAUCGCAGAGUGGCAAUUACGAAUUCAACACCCAGCCAUUUCAAACCCCCGAAGGAGGUUUCUCAUUCUAAAUUUUGUAAAUCUAAAAUUCUUUUUUCUGCAUAUACAACGGUCAAUAUAUUCUUCACUUCUUCCCCAUCCUAACCAUGAGUUUUGGCCUUUUCUUAAGUUUUUUUCAAAUUGUUUUUUAAUUGAAUGUUGCCAUGCACGACGUCUUCUUUCCUCUUUCUCUACAAAACAACUUGAUCAACUGUGCAUUUGAUUCGUUUGAUUUUGUCGUGCUGGUUUUUUUUGUAUUGUGAAUUUGUCUCCUUAUUGCAGGUCGUCGGUUGCUCACAGUUUUUUAAUGUUUAUUUGUCGUUGAUAUUUAAUUUGCUGGUAACCUUGGCCGUGGACAAACGAAAAUCUUGCUCACAAGUUGGUGUUACCUACACCAGAUGACUCUUACGAUGUCAUUGUUGAAAAGAAAUACAAGAUUCACGGUGGGUAA